Messenger RNA from Ornithorhynchus anatinus (platypus), 2492 nucleotides. It is a transcript of the gene SV2A, whose product is annotated as synaptic vesicle glycoprotein 2A. Gene Ontology annotation, molecular function: transmembrane transporter activity. Gene Ontology annotation, cellular component: membrane. Lineage: Eukaryota; Metazoa; Chordata; Mammalia; Monotremata; Ornithorhynchidae. Gene Ontology annotation, biological process: chemical synaptic transmission; transmembrane transport. The record is from RefSeq and is a predicted model, not a curated record.
CCGCCCCCGGCCGCGACCCGCAUGGUGCCCCGGGCCCGGCGCCGCUGAAGGCCUCCCGUUUCCGGCCGGCGGUCCCGGGGCGGGGUCGGCCGCGGGCGGGUGAGGGAGCCCCCCCGGGGAGAGUCCGGACCCUCCCGCGCGGCGCCGCCCGCCGCCGCCCGCCAAUGGACGAGGCCUUCCGCGACCGGCGGCACUUCAUGCCGACGGGCCAAGACAUCGCCAAGGAGCGUGAAGAGAGCCAGGCGGCCAAAGAGGGGUGGGGAGGUGCGUGGGACCGCGUCCAGGACGAUACACGCGCCGCUCACUACGGGAGGUUCGAGGAAGGACGAGGACGAAGGAGGCGGCGAGGAAGGAGGAGGAGCGGGGGCGGCGGCCCGGGGGAGCCCGCCCCCGACGAGGAGGGGGCCUCCAGCGACGCCACCGAAGGCCACGACGAGGAGGACGAGAUCUACGAGGGGGAGUACCAGGGCAUCCCCCGGGCCGAGGGGCGGGGCGGGCCCCGGGGCGGGGGGCCGGGGGCCCGGGGGCGCCCCGACGGCGGGGUGGGCGGGCGGCGAAGGAGAAGGAGGAGCUGGCCGCAGCAGUACGAGACCAUCCUGCAGGAGUGCGGCCACGGACGCUUCCAGUGGGACCUCUACUUCGUCCUGGGGCUGGCCCUCAUGGCCGACGGCGUCGAGGUCUUCGUCGUCGGCUUCGUGCUGCCCAGCGCCGAGAAGGACAUGUGCCUGUCCGACUCCAACAAGGGCAUGCUGGGACUGAUCGUGUACCUGGGCAUGAUGGUGGGGGCGUUCGUCUGGGGGGGCCUGGCAGACCGGCUGGGCCGCCGCCAGUGCCUGCUCAUGGCGCUCUCCGUCAACGGGGUCUUCGCCUUCUUCUCCUCGUUCGUCCAGGGCUACGGCACCUUCCUGCUCUGCCGCCUGCUCUCCGGCGUCGGGAUCGGGGGCUCCAUCCCCAUCGUCUUCUCCUAUUUCUCCGAGUCUGCGCGGGAGAAGCGAGGAGAGCACCUGAGCUGGCUGUGCAUGUUCUGGAUGAUCGGGGGAGUCUAUGCCGCCGCCAUGGCCUGGGCCAUCAUCCCCCACUACGGCUGGAGUUUCCAGAUGGGCUCCGCCUACCAGUUCCACAGCUGGCGCGUCUUCGUCUUGGUGUGUGCCUUUCCGUCGGUGUUCGCCAUCGGCGCCCUCAACCACCCAGCCCGAGAGCCCCGCUUCUUCCUCGAGAACGGGAAGCACGAAGAAGCUUGGAUGGUCCUGAAGCAGGUGCACGACACCAACAUGAGGGCCAAGGGGCAUCCGGAGAGGGUCUUCUCGGUGACGCAGAUCCGGACCAUCCAUCAGGAGGACGAGCUCAUCGAGAUCCAGUCGGACACCGGGACGUGGUACCGGCGGUGGGGGGUUCGGAGCCUGAACCUCGGCCAGCAGGUCUGGGGAAACUUCCUCACGUGCUUUAACCCGGAGUAUCGGAGGAUCACGCUGAUGAUGAUGGCCGUGUGGUUCACCAUGUCCUUCAGCUACUACGGCCUGACGGUCUGGUUCCCGGACAUGAUCCGCCACCUGCCAGCAGAGGGCUACGCGGCCCGGACCAAGCUGUUCACGCGGGAACGCGUGGAGCACGUCACCUUCAACUUCACCCUGGAGAACCAGAUCCACCGUCACGGCCAGUACUUCAACGACAAGUUUAUCGGGCUGAGGCUGAAGUCCGUCUCGUUCGAAGACUCUCUGUUCGAGGAGUGCUACUUUGAGGACGUCACCUCCAGCGAUACGUUUUUCCGCAACUGCACGUUUAUCAACACCGUCUUCUACAACACAGACCUGUUCGAGUACAAGUUUUUGAACAGCCGCCUGGUCAACAGCACGUUCCUGCACAGCAAGGAGGGCUGCCCGCUGGACGUUGGCAACGGGGACCACGCCUACAUGGUCUACUUCGUCAGCUUCCUGGGCACGCUGGCCGUGCUGCCCGGAAACAUCGUGUCCGCCCUGCUCAUGGACAAGAUCGGCCGGCUGCGCAUGCUGGCCGGCUCCAGCGUGCUGUCCUGCGUGUCCUGCUUCUUCCUGUCCUUCGGCAACAGCGAGUCGGCCAUGAUCGCGCUGCUCUGCCUGUUCGGCGGGGUGAGCAUCGCCUCCUGGAACGCCCUGGACGUCCUCACCGUGGAGCUCUACCCCUCCGACAAGAGGACGACGGCCUUCGGGUUCCUGAACGCGCUGUGCAAGCUCGCCGCCGUGCUGGGCAUCAGCAUCUUCACCUCCUUCGUGGGCGUCACCAAGGCCGUGCCCAUCCUGCUGGCCUCGGCCGCCCUGGCCCUGGGCAGCUCCCUCGCCCUCAAGCUGCCCGAGACCCGCGGCCUGGUCCUGCAGUGAGCCCCCGGUCCCCUCGGGGGGAGGGGGGCGGGCACGAGGGGCGGACACUGUGAGAUAGAUGCCCCUUGGACCCCGCCCCCACCCGAUCCCCCCCCCCUCUGUGUUUGGUGUUUUAUUGUGGAUGUGUGUGGGCGUGUA